Molecule: messenger RNA, 1070 nt
Organism: Sardina pilchardus (European sardine)
Lineage: Eukaryota; Metazoa; Chordata; Actinopteri; Clupeiformes; Clupeidae
Product: CMP-N-acetylneuraminate-beta-galactosamide-alpha-2,3-sialyltransferase 1-like
Exons: 6
Coding region: 41-1045 (334 amino acids)
Biological process (GO): sialylation
Cellular component (GO): membrane
Molecular function (GO): beta-galactoside (CMP) alpha-2,3-sialyltransferase activity
Source: RefSeq, a predicted model, not a curated record
CCUGUUGUGCGGAUCGCAGGGCCUUUGCCGUGCCUCGACCAUGUCUCUGCUCAAGCUGCGGAAAUUCCGGGCCCUGACCCUCCUCUUCUGCAUCAUUACGUUCACCACGGUGUUGUUCAACUACACUCUCCGCGAUCCGUCGGGCUACUUCCUCAAGUACGCCUUCCGCCUGUCCGACAGCCUCUUUCCCAAAGGCCCGUGCGGCUGCAGGCGCUGCCUGGCAGACCUGGAGGAUGACCCCUGGUUCGCCGAGAGGUUCAACCAGUCCUUCCACCCGCUGAUGUCCAGGAAGGGCAGUGUGCUCACCGACGACACCUAUAGAUGGUGGCAGUGGCUGCAGGCUGAGAAGCAGCCAGCCAACUUUAGCGAGGUGGUGGACAAGCUCUUCCAGAUCAUUCCAGAUAAGGAUUUCUACAUGGACUCCGGGCCGGACCGCUGCCGGACCUGUUCUGUGGUGGGAAACUCUGGGAACCUCAAGGACUCUCACUACGGUCCUCUCAUUGAUGCUAGCGAUUUUGUCAUCAGGAUGAACCAGGCUCCUACUGAGGGCUUCGAGGAGGACGUGGGACGCAGGACCACCCAUCACCUCAUGUACCCCGAGAGUGCCGUGGACCUGGACAACAGGACCUGCCUCAUCCUCAUCCCAUUCAAGACUCUGGACCUGGAGUGGCUCAUCAGCGCCCUGACCACGGGGUCCAUCAAAUAUACAUAUGUACCUGUCAUGGCAAACAUAAAGGCCAGCAAAGAAAAGGUGAUGGUGUACAGUCCCAGCUUUUUUAAGUACGUCUUUGACACUUGGCUGGAUGGCCAUGGCAGAUACCCCUCCACAGGGUUUCUCACUCUCAUGUUCGCCAUUCAUGUGUGUGAUGAGGUGAGUGUGUUUGGGUUUGGGGCGGACCAGAACGGAAACUGGCACCACUACUGGGAAGACAACCUCUUGGGCGGUGCUUUCCGCCACACGGGCGUCCAUGACGGAGAUUACGAGUAUAACGUUACUAUGCUGUUGGCAGACAAACAGAAGAUCAAGCUGUUCAAAGGGAGCUGAAGUCACACCAACAGGGGGGGGGGGG